CCGGCUCGGUUAGCGCGGCCACGCGGACCCGAUGGUAGGACAGGUCACAGCUGAGCCGAUGAGAUCAUGGAGGCUGCGCUGAGGUCGGACGGGAUACGGCCAACGGGACUGUUCGGUGAUGGAGAGCUGCCUGUUUGAAUCCAUGAUGACCUGCAGUGUAGCUGAAAAUACAAGACAUCCUGCUUAUGUCUCUUGGAGCCCCAUUGCCAACAGUCUCAAUUUUCUUCGAAAAAGACUAAAUAAGUCUCAAUGCCUACACAGUCAGAUAUGGACAAGUAAAAAGUAUGUGGCCAACAAGUGCCCUUUGUUGCUUAUUCUUAUUCCAUAAAUGGAUAACCCAGUUUUCCCAUUUCUAACAAUUUCCCUCCCGAUGUUAUAUUUUGCCAUACAACUAUGCCUUUAAACAUAAGAGCCAAGCCCUCACACAGCAAGCUGGCUGCUGCUGCAAAGAGUGGUGGGCAAAACGAUGGCAGCACGCCUCAUUCACGCUUCUCAAAGUCUGCAAAACAAGGAAAAGGCAAACAGGCUGUCAUCUCAGGUCCUGGGUCCCGCUCAGGACUUGAGCCUGGAUCUGUGUCAGGGGGUGGGCCUCCACCAGUAGCUAAACUGGCCGGGGCACAAGGUUCAGUUUCAAAGCCGGGUUCAAGAACCAAAGUCAGCACAUCAACAGGCAACAAAGGCUCAGCUCGUGGUUCAGCAACAGCUCCAGGUGGUAAAACCCUGUCCAUGGAGAACAUCCAGUCUAUAAGUGCGGCCUAUGCCACUUCUGGCACCAUGUAUCCCAGUGAGCGGGAAUCCUUGGAACCCUCUGGUGGAUACCCUAAAGGUACCAUGACAUUAGGCCGAAGUACCCGCCGCUCAUCUUAUGGCAACCGCACAACAGCUAUUGGAAGCACCCCAAACAUCACUCAAACAGCCUCCAGUAUGCAUCACAUAUCAGACUCUUGUGGAGACCAAACUGUGCUUUCCACAGGUACUUCCAGUUUGCGACGGCAGUCUGGAAGGUUCACUCAGACACUGGAUUCUGCUGAUCGGGGAGAGGUUUCCACCUAUGAUCUCCAGGCUCAGCUGAGGGAUCUUCAGAGGGAGAAUGAAAAUCUCCGGAGAGAACUGGACGGAGGGAGGGAUGGAAAGACAAGCUAUGGCAUGAGUAGUGUUAAUUUCUGGAGCCCAGACGUAAAGAGAGACAAGGGGAGUAGGCGUGAAGAGGGAGUAAGGACGCCAGCUCUAAAGGAGCAAUGCAGGUUAAACCAAGACGAUUUACAGUUCGGGGAUAUCAGAAGAAGCAAGCAGCUUCCGUUAACAGUUCAGGAGCUACAGGAGGAGCUGAGAGCUCACAGAGAGACAAACAGCCGUCUGCGGCAACAGCGGGAACAGGGCAGCUCCUACCGGGAACACCGUAUGGACCAGGAGUUCAGAGGGGGGGUCAGCCCUGGGCACAGUCCCAGACAAAGUCCCAUAAACCUGCACAGUCCUGCACCGAAAAACAGCCCCAGAGCCAGCCCCUCUAACACCUUUAAUCCAAGGCAACAAGAGGCUGACAUCAUCAUUCAUAGUCCUGGCUAUGGGUCUAACACAUUGGCAGCCACACAGAGACUUAGCCCAGCCAACACCCUUCAUCCUGGGCAGAGAAAUAGCCCCAACCAGCUCCUCUACAGUCCGAACCAUGGUACGAGAGCAGUGCCCAGUUCUAGCCCCGGUGGUCCCUGUAGCCCCUGUCAGGUGCCUGGGUGUGACGGCUUUUCGUCACCUCCUCCUCAGGAUCCAACGGAGGAAAACUUCUUCCGACUGCAGUCAGAACAUGAGCGCCAAGCCAACGAGCUGUCCCUGCUGAGGAAGACUAUGGAAGAGAUGGAGAUGAGAAUUGACUCCCAGAAGCAGACGCUGGGUGUACGAGACGAGAGUAUUCAGAGGCUUCUGGAGAUGCUUCAAGGUCAGGGGCACUGGGAACGAGGACAGCAGACAGGCGUAGUUACCAUGGCUGCAAAGGAGGCUGACGCCCACUUGGAGAACAUGCAUUUGAGAGAGAACACGAACCCCUCAUUCUGUUUUGAUCCUGAUGUUAUCUGGCAGGACACCAAGAUCUCUUCCCUGGAAAGAAACAUCAGAGACUUAGAGGAUGAAGUCCAGAUGCUAAAAACGACCGGCCUGUUGCACCCUGAUGACAGGCAGGAUGAGCUCAAGCAGGUGGAUGUCUACAAGAGCCACACUAAAUUUAUGAAAACUAAGACAGAGCAGAUGAAGCAGGACCUGAACAGGAAGGACUCAGAGAUGCAGGCUCUGCAAACCAAACUAGAGACCCUGACCAAUCAGAACUCGGACUACAAGCAACACAUCGAAGUGCUAAAAGAGUCGCUCAGUGCCAAAGAGCAGCGCGCCAACACUUUGCAGACAGAGGUGGAUGCUCUGCGAGUGCGCCUGGAGGAAAAGGAACAAAUCCUGACUAAGAAAACCAAACAACUACAGGACCUAAAUGAUGAAAAGAGCACACUGACUGGAGAAAUCAGAGACAUGAAGGACAUGCUGGAUGUCAAGGAGAGAAAAGUGAAUAUCCUACAGAAGAAGAUUGAGAACCUGCUGGAGCAGUUAAAGGAUAAGGACAAACAGGUGGUUGGAUUGAGGGAGAGGGUUCAGGGCCUUCAAACGGACUCCAGUAACACAGACACAGCUCUGGCCACGCUGGAAGAGGCUUUAUCAGAAAAGGAGCGAGUGAUUGAGAACCUACGGGACCAGAAGGAACGAGAAGACAGGGUGAGACUUGAGGAGAUGCAGCUGAUGAGGAAGGAGAACCAGGAACUGAAGGACAAACUGGCUGCCCAGCAAUCUCAAAAACUGUCACACAGCCAGGUCACAAACUCCAGCUUUAUCCCGAACCAGAGGCCCGAUGGGGAGGUUCAACCCAAAGUAGAUGGGCUUCCAGCAGUCAGCCCCACGACCCAAAAACCAGAUGAAACUGUCAGAACCUGUCCAGACAUCGCAGAUCGUCUGAGGCUUCUCGAGCAGGAAGUGGCCCGCUACAGAGAGGAGUCUGGGAAGUCCCAGGCUGAGGUGGAGAGGCUAAAGGGAGCACUAAAGGAUGCUGAAGUGGACAAAUCAUGCAAGGAGAAGAAAAUUACUGAUCUUGAGAGACCUGGGCAAAUCAAGUCUCCAAAUAUCCAGAAGCAGAUGGUGCCUGGUGAGAUGAGGAAAGAUGCUUUUGCAGAUGGACACCCACACUCUUUAUCACAGCUUUGCACUUCCCAGGAUGCCAUGCGUGAGACGGCGGAGCGGAUAAUGGAGCUGGAGAAGGCUCUGAGGGAGACCAUGAACACCUCGGCACAUAGGGAGGCUCUCUGGGCGCAGGAGGAGGCUGCCCGUGUUCAAGCUCAGAGACAGUUGGAGGAGCUGAUGGGGGCCUUAGAAAAGACUCGCCAGGAGCUGGAUGCCACUAAAGUACGUCUGUCCUCCACUCAGAAGUGCCUACAUGAACGCGAUGGACACCUCAACCAACUACGGCAGGAGAGACGCAAACAGCUGGAGGAGAUAUUAGAGAUGAAGCAGCAGGCUUUGUUGGCAGCCAUCAGCGAGAAGGAUGCUAAUAUUGCCCUGCUGGAGUUAUCUUCCUCCAAACGCAAGAAAGCACAAGAGGAGGUGAUGGCUCUGAAGAGGGAGAAGGACAGGCUCAUGCACCAGCUCAAACAGCAGACUCAGAGCAGAAUGAAGUUAAUAGCAGACAAUUAUGAGGAAGACUACAUCCACCCGCAACAUCACCCUCAUCAUUUGCACCACAUGCAUCCAGCAAAUUUACAUCACCGGAGUCUGCCGAGAGGGGAUCCCCAUGCCAACCACCGACUUCCAAUGGAUCAGGAUGAUGAAGAAGGAAUAUGGGCUUGAUGAGUACUAUCCAUAGGAACCUGCAUCUCUCCAUCUCUGUGUCUCUACAAUUGGAAUCAAGAGAAACAUAAGCUUCAGCACCAGGACCAGCCCCCAUUAUAAAAAUACAAAAGUUCAUGAGAUUUGGCUGUUCAAUACUUUAUAUAUAUAUAU
Fundulus heteroclitus (mummichog) is the source of this 4026-nucleotide messenger RNA. Its product is annotated as ELKS/Rab6-interacting/CAST family member 1. The transcript has 20 exons. The record is from RefSeq and is a predicted model, not a curated record. Gene Ontology annotation, molecular function: structural constituent of presynaptic active zone. Gene Ontology annotation, cellular component: cytoskeleton of presynaptic active zone. Gene Ontology annotation, biological process: neuromuscular synaptic transmission; regulation of synaptic plasticity; maintenance of presynaptic active zone structure. The coding region runs from base 394 to 3873 and encodes 1159 amino acids. NCBI's taxonomy places the organism in Eukaryota, Metazoa, Chordata, Actinopteri, Cyprinodontiformes, Fundulidae.